Messenger RNA from Carlito syrichta (Philippine tarsier), 683 nucleotides. Its product is annotated as LIM zinc-binding domain-containing Nebulette-like. Bases 38 to 340 code for a protein of 100 amino acids. Gene Ontology annotation, cellular component: focal adhesion. Gene Ontology annotation, molecular function: actin filament binding. Lineage: Eukaryota; Metazoa; Chordata; Mammalia; Primates; Tarsiidae. The record is from RefSeq and is a predicted model, not a curated record. The transcript has 3 exons.
UUGGCAUAAAGGAUGUUUCCAUUGUGAGGUCUGCAAGAUGGCUCUCAACAUGAACAACUACAAAGGCUAUGAAAAGAAGCCCUAUUGUAAUGCACACUACCCAAAGCAGUCCUUCACAACAGUGGCAGAUACACCUGAGAAUCUUCGCCUGAAGCAGCAAAGUGAAUUGCAGAGUCAGGUCAAGUACAAAAGAGAUUUUGAAGAAAGCAAAGGGAGGGGCUUCAGCAUCGUUACCGAUACUCCUGAGCUGCAGAGACUGAAGAGGACUCAGGAACAAAUCAGCAACGUACGUGUCCAGUUUAUCAGUGGCAUGACAGCCUUGAUGUGUGUUUCUGGAUGAGAAAGUGAGGCGGGGUGACUUGGAAGUGUGUGUGUCGCUGUGGAAUGCAAGUGGUGCUCAGUGCACUCAUAGAAUGUGCCAUCUUCAUCUGGUAAAUCCCUCCCCUUGGUUUCAUCACAGUUAUCUAGAGCCUAACGCUUAGUUAUUUUAUUAUAGAUCUCCUUAUUUCAUUUUGAAUGGUUCUCAGCUUUUGAAUUUUUUCAAAAAUAGGACUUUUAUGAUUACGUGUAAAAAUUUGACAGUUAAUUUUUUUGUUGUGGAUAGUAAGAUUUCAUAGUUUAACUCAUUAUUUAUUGAAAUCAUGCAUUACAUCUAAGUUUUGAAAUAAACAUUUAUAUAUGUA